This is a messenger RNA of Oxyura jamaicensis (ruddy duck), 1193 nucleotides long. RefSeq names its product carbonic anhydrase 5A (gene CA5A). The transcript has 7 exons. Gene Ontology annotation, molecular function: carbonate dehydratase activity; zinc ion binding. The coding region runs from base 130 to 1062 and encodes 310 amino acids. Gene Ontology annotation, cellular component: mitochondrion; cytoplasm. NCBI's taxonomy places the organism in Eukaryota, Metazoa, Chordata, Aves, Anseriformes, Anatidae. The record is from RefSeq and is a predicted model, not a curated record.
UAGGCCUGGGGAUCCCUUGAAGCUGUAUGUCCACAGCAUUUUUUUCUCUGCGUUGAUAGGUUGCUAGACUCCAGAAAGCUCCUCUGGCUGUUUGAUUAGCCAAAGUUUUCAAGUGCCAAGGUGAUAAUAAUGAAUAACGUGAAGACAAAUACUCUGGUACAUUUAUACAAGCAGCUGAAAACGCUCUGGAGUCCGCCAGCACGACUCUGCAGCCUGGCUACCUGCACUCAUAAAGACAGGAAUGAUGCGUUGCAUCCACUUUGGCAGAGUCCACUUUCAAUUCCUGGGGGCAGUCGACAGUCUCCUAUCAACAUCCAGUGGAGAGAUAGCGUUUACGACCCCUUUCUGAAGCCUCUGAAAAUCAACUACGACCCAACAACGUGUCUUCACAUCUGGAACAACGGGUAUUCGUUCCUGGUUGAGUUUGAUGAUUCUACUGAUAGAUCAAUAAUCGUCGGAGGUCCCUUGGAAAACCAAUACAGGCUAAAGCAGUUCCACUUCCACUGGGGAGCUAUAAACGAGUGGGGUUCGGAGCACACAGUUGAUAGUAAAUUUUACCCAGCAGAGCUGCAUUUAGUACAUUGGAAUGCUGUUGUAUACCCAACUUUUGAAGAAGCUGUGAUGGAAGGCAACGGCUUGGCUGUUAUUGGAGUAUUUUUAAAGCUAGGAGCACAUCAUGAAGGGCUGCAGACCCUGGUUGAUGCCUUGCCAGCAGUUAAACACAAAGACACUGUUAUUGAGUUUGAUGUCUUCGACCCCUCCUGUCUGAUACCUUCAUGCCCUGAUUAUUGGACCUAUGCGGGCUCUUUGACUACUCCUCCGCUUACCGAAUCUGUCACAUGGAUAAUUAAGAAGAAGCCAAUAGAGGUCGACGAGAAUCAGCUGGAGGCAUUUCGGAUGCUGCUCUUUACUUCAGAUGGUGAAGAAGAAAAGAGGAUGGUAGACAACUUCCGCCCUCUUCAGCCAUUAAUGAAUCGAACCGUCCGUUCAUCCUUCCAAAGCAGCCAUGUCUUGAACCUUGAAGCACAGCACUCAGACCACGCCCAGCAGAUCAGACCAUAGGUGGCCCAUGAAAUGUCAGUCCAGACUGCAGUAACUGGGUUUUACUUGACUUUGUAAUUAUUUUUCCUUUUUUGCAGCGUGGGUAUGCCAUACAGUUUCACACUUGGCUAGUUUCAGUUCUGCUAAGUGCC